Molecule: messenger RNA, 2008 nt
Organism: Melospiza melodia melodia
Lineage: Eukaryota; Metazoa; Chordata; Aves; Passeriformes; Passerellidae
Gene: MPST
Product: mercaptopyruvate sulfurtransferase
Exons: 5
Coding region: 321-1313 (330 amino acids)
Cellular component (GO): mitochondrion
Molecular function (GO): thiosulfate-cyanide sulfurtransferase activity
Source: RefSeq, a predicted model, not a curated record
GACACAGCAGGAGCCGAGGACUCAGCAGGAAGAGCCAGGACUUUGUCACACACAGACUGGGAGAGCAUAAAAGUUCAGUGCUUCCUUUGUUUAGGUCCCUCCUUGGAGGCACGAGCUCAAGCUGUUUCUGUGUUAUUGUACUGUUAAUAAAUUGCUUUAAGGAACCAGACUUUUGAGGCUCUGCUAAGGAAAACCCAGGCUCGAGACGGCACAUUGCUGUACCUGCUGUCCCCACUGCACAGGACUUCUCCCACCCCUGCUGAUUGGGUGUCCAGUGUUUCACCGAGCUUUAUAGCCAACUGCAACAAAAGCAUUCAGUGAUGGCACUGGGGUCUGAACGUGCAACUGUGGAUCCCUUAAGUCAGGUGGACUCCGGCAGAAUCCAGAAAUUGGCUAAUCUCAGCCAGGACUCGGGAGCGAUGUCGCAACAACUCCUUUACCGAGCUCUGGUAUCUGCAAAAUGGCUUUCAGAAGCCAUCAAGUCCCAGCAAGCUGGCCUGGCCUUGAAAAUCGUGGAUGCAUCGUGGUAUUUGCCGAAGAUGAAGCGCGAUCCAAAGCGGGAGUUUGAGGAGCGCCACAUCCCUGGUGCGGUUUUCUUCGACAUUGACCAGUGCAGUGACCGAACCUCGCCUUACGAUCACAUGCUGCCCAAGGCUAAUGACUUUGCCGAGUAUGUGGGGAAGCUGGGUGUGGGGAAUGAUUCCCAUGUUGUGGUGUAUGAUGGCAGCGACCAAGGUCUCUUCUCGGCACCUCGGGUAUGGUGGAUGUUCCGGGUCUUUGGACACGAAGCUGUCUCCCUUCUGGAUGGUGGCCUGAAGAACUGGCAGCGAGAGGGGAAUGCACUUAGCUCUGGGAAAACCCAGGUAGCUCCAUCUGAGUUCCAUGCCUCCUUGGACAAGUCCCUGGUGAAAACAUACGAGGAUGUCUUAGAUAACUUGGAUUCCCGUCGCUUCCAACUAGUGGAUGCCCGUGCUGCAGGACGGUUCCGGGGAGUAGAGCCAGAGCCCCGAGAUGGAAUUGAGCCUGGUCAUGUCCCUGGGUCGACGAGCAUCCCCUUCACUGAUUUCCUCACAGAGUCUGGCUUCGAGAAGACCCCUGAGCAGAUCCGCACUCUGUUCCAGGAGAAGAAGGUGGAUCUCUUGAAGCCAGUGGUAGCCACGUGUGGCUCUGGGGUCACUGCCUGCCAUGUGGCUCUGGGGGCCUACCUCUGUGGCAAGCCAGAUGUCGCAGUGUACGACGGGGCCUGGGUGGAAUGGUACAUGCGGGCACAGCCUGAAAAUAUUAUUUCUGAGGGAAAGGGGAAAACAGUGUAAUAAGCUGCAUUGUUUCCCAGCUGUGCACAUAGCUUGCCUUGAAACAGGAUUUGGAAAAGAUGGGUUUAGCUUUCCUGAUUAAGUGUCUUGAGAUGAAGGCAUUGGAUAACAAUCAUGCGCACACGGUGCUUCGGCACUUUCUCCUUACCCUGCUGCUGCUUAGGAGGAUGAAGAUGACAGCAGUUCUGAGCAGCCAGCUCUAGGUGACCCUGCUUGAGAAGAUAGGGUGGAACAGAUGUCCUCUCAAGGUCACUUCCAACCUCAGCCAUUCUGUGAUUCUGUGACCCUUUCACCUUAUCAGACGGAUGGCAGAGAGUGCUGCUGCCAGCAUGGGGAAUUAAUUGAGUUAAGCCAAGCUCCUGACUCAAAACAUUCAAUCAUGCUCAUUCACAGGGUGGUCAUACUUAUAUAACUGUGCCUCAUAAUCCUGGUCUCUGCUUCUGUCCCAUCCAUGCAUGUUAUGGCCACUUUGAGUGCAAAACGUUGUGGGAAGAGAUGGCUGUUAAAGGAGCAAAUACAGCAUUCAGGUUGGCACUUAGGCUAGAGACUUGAUUUGUGUUUCUUCUUGUACUUGGACUCUAAUGUGUACUUAGCCAGCCUUGUAGCCCUAUUGUCCAAAACCCCCCUUGAGAAAAAGAAAAGAUUGUGGGAUUUAAACAAUGUAAAUAAACAUGUUUCAAGGUCUUUCUGCUGAA